Vitis riparia (riverbank grape) is the source of this 1634-nucleotide messenger RNA. RefSeq names its product polygalacturonase-like. Gene Ontology annotation, biological process: anther dehiscence; pectin catabolic process; fruit dehiscence. The record is from RefSeq and is a predicted model, not a curated record. The coding region runs from base 74 to 1402 and encodes 442 amino acids. The transcript is spliced from 9 exons. Gene Ontology annotation, molecular function: polygalacturonase activity. Lineage: Eukaryota; Viridiplantae; Streptophyta; Magnoliopsida; Vitales; Vitaceae.
UCAUCAUUCCAAUCUUAGCCUCAAUAUAAUAUCUUUCAGAAUAUUUUCUCUCCCCUUUACCAAAGAAGAAACAAUGUCUCUACAAAGACGCUUCAUCCCAUUUCUCAUCGUCUUUCUGCUUUCUUUCCCAUGCUACUACGGUUUGCAAGGGAACCCACCUUACGAUUAUCUUGACGACGCAUAUGCCUAUGAUUCUUCCCGGGCGUAUGAGAGCUGGCCAUGGCGCAAAUUUGGAAGUAAAAUCAUGGGCUCUAAGAGGAUUGAUAAAGUGGGUAGAUCUUUGGCUUCAGUUAAAACGGUUAGCGUGAAUGAUUAUGGAGCUAAAGGUGAUGGAAGUGAUGCCACAGAGGCAUUCAAGAAAGCUUGGGAGGCAGCUUGUUCAUCUCAAGGAUCUGUCCUAGUGGUGCCCAAAAACAAGAACUAUCUCCUUAAGCCAAUUACAUUUGAAGGUCCUUGCAAAUCCAGUAUUACAGUGCAGAUAUAUGGAACUGUCCAGGCAUCUGCUGAUCGAUCCGCCUACAGUAACGAUAUGACCCGCUGGCUUGUCUUUGAAAAUGUCCAAAACUUAGCGGUUCAAGGUGGUGGAACCAUCAAUGGAAAUGGGAAGACAUGGUGGGAGAAAUCUUGCAAAGUGAACGAUGAUCUUCCUUGCAAGGAUGCACCUACGGCCUUAACCUUCUAUAACUGCAAGAACUUGGUAGUGAAGAACCUCAAGAUCCAAAAUGCCCAGCAAAUGCAUGUUUCUUUUGAAAAAUGCGUGGGUGUUCAAGCUUCGGGUCUCACUGUAACUGCACCAGGGGACAGCCCCAACACUGAUGGAAUCCAUGUGACUGACACCCAAAAUAUCCAGAUUUCAAGCUCAGUUAUAGGAACAGGUGACGACUGUAUUUCAAUUGUGAGUGGAACCCAGAACUUGCAAGCCACUGGUAUCACCUGUGGACCAGGCCAUGGAAUCAGUAUUGGAAGCUUAGGAUCUGGAAACUCAGAGGCUCACGUUUCAGAUAUUACAGUGAAGGGGGCAACCCUUUCGGGAACCACAAAUGGAGUUAGAAUCAAGACAUGGCCGGGAGGGUCUGGGAGCGCAAGCAAUAUCAAAUUCCAAAACAUCGAAAUGCAUAAUGUAAAGAACCCUAUAAUAAUAGACCAAAAGUACUGUGACGGGGACAAACCAUGCAAAUCACAGAGCCGGGCGGUUCAAGUGCAAAAUGUGCUGUACCAGAACAUCAAAGGAACAAGUUCUUCAAGUGAGGCUAUACAACUUGAUUGCAGCGACAAGUUUCCAUGUCAGGGGAUUGUGCUGCAAGUCAUUGAUAUAGAAAUUGGAGGAGGAAAAGCCGCCCAAGCUGUGUGCAACAAUGCCAAAGUGACUGAAAAAGGAGAUGUGUCUCCAAGUUGCACUUGAGAAUUGCAUGGAACUAGGGUUAUUUGUUCUGAUCACACACUUAUUGGUGUUUAUACGUAUAUACUCAUUAUUGAAAAGUAAUAUUGAGUAUGUCAUAUUAAUUUGUUUAUGAUAGAAUAAGACCAUUUAUUAUUUGAAUGUUGCCCAACACACAAUACUAUCUAUCAAUACAAUGGAGUUGAUGUUCUCUUAUUGUUUAUCAUCAAUAAAAUGACCAUUUGUUUGUUAUUAA